AUGAGCACGAUGCGUCUACUGUUGCUCGCCCUGCUCUUCUCUUGUUCCUUCGCCCGCGCCGCUUGCGACCCCAAGAUCGUUAACAUUGGUGCAGUUCUGAGCACCCGAAAGCAUGAACAGAUGUUUCGUGAGGCUGUGAACCAGGCCAACAAACGGCAUGGAUCCUGGAAGAUACAGCUCAAUGCUACCUCGGUCACCCACAAGCCCAAUGCCAUCCAGAUGGCCUUGUCUGUGUGUGAAGACCUCAUCUCCAGCCAGGUCUACGCAAUCUUAGUUAGCCACCCACCUACCCCCAACGACCACUUCACUCCAACCCCCGUCUCCUACACAGCCGGCUUCUACCGCAUCCCCGUCCUGGGGCUCACCACCCGCAUGUCCAUCUACUCCGACAAGAGCAUCCAUUUGAGCUUCCUUCGGACUGUGCCUCCAUACUCCCACCAAUCAAACGUCUGGUUUGAGAUGAUGCGUGUCUACAGCUGGAACCACAUCAUCCUCAUUGUCAGCGAUGACCACGAGGGCCGGGCAGCCCAAAAGCGCCUAGAAACACUUCUGGAGGAGCGGGAGUCCAAGAGUAAAAAAAGGAACUAUGAAAACCUCGACCAACUUUCCUAUGACAACAAGCGAGGACCCAAGGCAGAGAAGGUGCUGCAGUUUGAACCUGGGACAAAGAAUGUGACAGCAUUAUUGAAGGAAGCCCAAGAGCUGGAGGCCCGAGUGAUCAUCCUCUCAGCCAGCGAGGAUGAUGCUGCCACUGUGUAUCGGGCUGCCGCAAUGCUGAACAUGACAGGCUCUGGGUACGUGUGGCUCGUCGGCGAGCGGGAGAUCUCAGGGAACGCCCUACGCUACGCCCCAGAUGGCAUCAUUGGGCUCCAGCUGAUUAAUGGAAAGAAUGAAUCUGCACACAUCAGUGAUGCUGUGGGUGUGGUAGCCCAAGCUGUGCAUGAGCUUUUCGAAAAAGAGAACAUCACAGAUCCCCCCCGUGGCUGUGUUGGCAAUACUAACAUCUGGAAGACUGGGCCCCUCUUCAAAAGAGUGCUGAUGUCCUCUAAGUACUCAGAAGGUGUGACUGGCCGGGUGGAAUUCAAUGAGGAUGGGGACAGGAAGUUCGCCAAUUACAGCAUCAUGAAUCUGCAGAACCGAAAGCUGGUGCAAGUAGGGAUUUUUAAUGGGAGCCACGUCCUACCCAAUGACCGGAAGAUCAUUUGGCCAGGGGGAGAGACUGAGAAGCCUGAAGGAUACGAAAUGUCAACCAGACUAAAGAUUGUCACCAUCCACCAGGAGCCCUUUGUGUAUGUGAAACCAGCUCAAGAUGGUGAAACCUGUAAUGAAGAUCUCACAAUCAAUGGGGAGAAAAUAAAGAAGGUCACCUGCACAGGCCCAAAUGACACCCAUCCGGGCGCCAACCGCCACACUAUACUCCAGUGCUGCUAUGGUUUCUGCAUUGACCUGCUCAUCGACCUAGCCAAAACAAUGAACUUCACCUAUGAGGUCCAUCUGGUGGCUGAUGGCAAGUUUGGCACCCAGGAGCGGGUGAACAACAGCAACAAGAAGGAGUGGAAUGGGAUGAUGGGGGAGCUAUUGAGUGGACAGGCAGACAUGAUCGUGGCUCCACUGACCAUCAACAAUGAGCGAGCCCAGUACAUUGAGUUCUCCAAGCCCUUCAAGUACCAGGGGCUGACCAUCCUGGUGAAGAAGGAAAUCCCUCGGAGCACCCUGGACUCGUUCAUGCAGCCCUUCCAGAGCACACUGUGGCUCCUGGUCGGACUCUCUGUCCACGUGGUGGCUGUCAUGCUCUACCUGCUGGAUCGGUUUAGCCCCUUUGGCCGGUUCAAAGUGAACAGUGAGGAAGAAGAAGAAGAUGCACUGACCCUCUCCUCAGCUAUGUGGUUCUCCUGGGGGGUCCUGCUCAACUCUGGGAUUGGAGAAGGUGCCCCCCGAAGUUUCUCAGCCCGGAUUCUGGGCAUGGUUUGGGCUGGCUUUGCCAUGAUUAUCGUUGCCUCCUACACUGCCAACCUGGCAGCCUUCCUGGUGCUGGACCGGCCAGAAGAGCGCAUCACAGGCAUCAAUGACCCUCGACUACGGAACCCCUCGGACAAGUUCAUCUAUGCCACAGUAAAACAGAGCUCUGUGGAUAUCUACUUCCGGCGGCAGGUAGAGCUGAGCACUAUGUACCGGCAUAUGGAGAAACACAACUACGAGAGUGCUGCUGAAGCCAUCCAGGCUGUGCGGGACAACAAGCUCCAUGCCUUCAUCUGGGAUUCUGCAGUGCUAGAGUUUGAGGCCUCACAGAAGUGUGACCUGGUGACCACAGGAGAACUCUUCUUCCGCUCUGGCUUCGGCAUUGGCAUGCGCAAAGACAGCCCCUGGAAGCAGAAUGUCUCCCUGGCCAUCCUCAAGUCCCAUGAGAAUGGCUUUAUGGAGGAUUUAGACAAGACUUGGGUUCGAUACCAAGAGUGCGACUCCCGCAGCAAUGCUCCAGCAACUCUCACUUUCGAGAACAUGGCUGGAGUGUUUAUGUUGGUGGCCGGCGGGAUCGUGGCUGGAAUUUUCCUGAUUUUCAUUGAGAUCGCCUAUAAGAGACACAAAGAUGCCCGCAGGAAGCAGAUGCAGCUGGCCUUUGCAGCAGUGAACGUGUGGAGGAAAAACCUACAGGAUAGAAAGAGUGGUAGAGCAGAGCCUGACCCUAAAAAGAAAGCCACAUUUAGGGCCAUCACCUCCACCCUGGCCUCCAGCUUCAAGAGACGUAGGUCCUCCAAAGACACGCAGUACCAUCCCACUGAUAUCACAGGGCAGCUCAACCUCUCAGAUCCCUCGGUGAGCACCGUGGUGUGAGGCCUCCCGGAGCCGCCGGCCUAGUUACUAACUACUAGGAGCGCUGGUCAGGACUGAUGCCUGAGGACUAAGGGGUCCUGCUCGGGAAGGCCAGAGGGAACGCCCCCGUCCCCUGUCCUCCCGGCCCCCAGUGACUGCAUAUUGCCCCCCUUCUCCCCAGCACUGUGGGGCAGCUGCUGCCCCCGACUCCCUUCCUCCCCACACCCCUAUCUUGGCACCCAGAGGGCAGGAUCCCUGCUGGAAAUAGGCACAGGGGGAGGUAUGGCCAAGUGCCAAGACUUGGAGUUUCCUUGUGAGUAAGUCAAGGGUGAGAGGACCUGAAAUUGGGAUUGGCAGUGAGAGGGACAAGCUGAAUCCUCAGCCUGACAGAGGCAAAUUGAUCUCAAGUCCCAGAGUGGACCUCACCCUGCCCAGGUUCUGGGUAUCCAGCAUCCCCUCUGUAUGGUGUUUGGUUAUGUGAGUGGUCUGACUAUUCAGGAGCCAGGGUUGACCGGGCAGUGUGGUCUCCUGGGCAGAUUCUGCCCCACCCCCACUCUAUCCCAGCACAAAUAUCACCUUGGUCCUGUCAUGGAGAGGCUGUGGGGGGAGAAAUUGAGGGGAGAGGUGUUCCUCACUCCACAGGCUGCUUUGACCCCUAGAAGCAAAAGAAAACCCUAAGGAAUUCUCUAGUUAUCCUUAGCUCUCCCACCCAGCUUAGUUCCCUCCUUUUCUUCGAUUGCCCCCUCCUCCCUCUCCCCACCCAACACAGUUCCUGCUAAAUCCCUGGACACCAUCUCUCUUUUGCUCUCCAUGAUCCCAGUUCCAUUCUCCUACAGCUGGCUCUACUCCCUUCUCUCCAAACUGCUUGUACCAUUGCCCCAGCUGUUCAAUUUUCCUCCCUCCUCUGUACACUCUCUCCAUCCCCCUCCCUUGAGUUGGCCUGUUCUCCCUUCCUCCCGCGGGCUUGGCUCCACCCUGGCUGGCUCUGCUACUUCUACACCAAUGCUGCCCUGCCACUGCCCCCCUUGCCUCCCUUGCCUCAAUGCUCCAGCCUCUGGGCUUCCUCAGCACUGGGCAGCCAUGCUCUGCCACUUUCCACCUCCCACACCCAUUUUGGUUUCAGUUCCUAGAGAGAAAGAGAGUUGGAUUCUGGAAGCUGAAAUAAGUCCCCCUCUCACCUCUUGCAUCCCCCAAAUCCCUCCUUCAGGACUGCAGAGCUGGGGUGAGCCUCCAUCCCCCAGGAGAGGGAAGAUUGUAACUCCUGCCUCUUGGCAUUGACCACCUGCCUCUCUCCCCUGACUCAAGGCCACACCUCCUUUCCAGUACUCCACACCCAUGUGGGCUAUCCCUGUGUACAGCUGUGAGAUAGCCCUACAUACAGGGUGUGCCACUCCACAGAAGGUGUGCACCAGCCGUCUCUGUGUACAGGCAUACACAGAUGCUGUCCCUCCUCACGGUACAUGCACCAUUAUUUUGUAAUGCCUUUCUCAUGUACAGGCUUGUGCUGUCCCUAUUGUACAGGCUUAUGCUGCUCCCACUUAUGGUUCCUGUACCAUUACUGUGUAUAGCUAUCUACUAUUCCUUUGUACAGACAUGCCAUCCCUAUGUAUAAGCUUAUAACAUUCCUGUGUACAGACAUUUGCCAUUUCCAUGUACAUGCAUGUACCAUGGUGUUGCCAAAUUGAACAUUAUGAGCCUCA
This is a messenger RNA of Vombatus ursinus (common wombat), 4511 nucleotides long. RefSeq names its product glutamate ionotropic receptor NMDA type subunit 1 (gene GRIN1). The record is from RefSeq and is a predicted model, not a curated record. Gene Ontology annotation, cellular component: NMDA selective glutamate receptor complex; synapse; neuron projection. Gene Ontology annotation, molecular function: NMDA glutamate receptor activity. Gene Ontology annotation, biological process: ionotropic glutamate receptor signaling pathway; regulation of membrane potential; chemical synaptic transmission. Bases 1 to 2832 code for a protein of 943 amino acids. The transcript has 21 exons. Lineage: Eukaryota; Metazoa; Chordata; Mammalia; Diprotodontia; Vombatidae.